Molecule: messenger RNA, 1560 nt
Organism: Puntigrus tetrazona (Sumatra barb)
Lineage: Eukaryota; Metazoa; Chordata; Actinopteri; Cypriniformes; Cyprinidae
Gene: ark2ca
Product: ring finger protein 165a
Exons: 8
Coding region: 253-1188 (311 amino acids)
Molecular function (GO): zinc ion binding; ubiquitin protein ligase activity
Source: RefSeq, a predicted model, not a curated record
CGCGUCCCGGCGGCCGCGCGUUUCCGCCGCGCGCGUUUCGUCGAGGCCCCCUCCGGCUAAUUCACAAAAGACUCGCCGCCGUGCCGAGCGCUCCGAUUGGUCGAGGCCGGGGCCACAGGAAGCGGCGCAGCGCUCGCCGAUUGGCCGCCGCUCUCUUUGUGUGCGCGCAGCUGGCGUCUGGGCUGCAUUUUGAAUGGUCUCGUAUCGGAAGGCGAAGGCGUCCAUGGGCAGCGCGGCAACAAAGGAGCCAGGAUGGUGUUAGUGCACGUCGGAUAUCUGGUUCUUCCCGUCUUCGGUUCGGUCAGAAGUAGAGGAGCACACUUUAGCAGGCACCAGCAUAGUCAUGCUACCUCCUGCCGGCAUUUUCACCUGGCUGCUACGGCAACACCUCUGCCUGCUGAGUUCCCGCCCCCUCCCCUCGCCCCGCCUCAGUACCAGGAAGUCCCGCCCCCUUUCUUACCUCAGGCCUUACAGCAGCAAUACCUCAUCCAGCAACAGCUACUGCAGCGCAGACGCACACAGGAACGAGUCCCGCUGAACACGCCUCGGUUACGCCCAGGAUACGAGUAUGCUCCGCCCCUCCAUGUCCCUCAGCCAAUCCCACAGCAGCCCAGAUACCUGGCAGAAGGCACUGAUUGGGACCUGAGCGUGGAUGCAGGAGUACCACAUCAGUAUCCUCUUCAGCAGAUCCCUCAACCCUACCAGCAUUACCUGGCCUCUCCCAGAAUGCACCACCUCCCCAGAAACACCUCCUCCACCCAAGUGGUUGUCCAUGAGAUCAGGAACUAUCCGUAUCCUCAGCUUCACCUGCUGGCGCUGCAGAGCUUGAGUCCCAGCAGACACUCGUCGGCGGUUCGAGAGAGUUACGAGGAGCUGCUGCAGCUGGAGGAUCGUCUGGGGAGCGUCAGCCGGGGGGCCAUACAGACCACCAUCGAGAGAUUCACCUUCCCCCACAAAUACAAGAAGCGGAAGCCGCUGGAGCUCAAGUUAUGUGAGAACGAGGAAGAGUCGGAUGUGGAUGAGAAAUGCACCAUUUGCCUCUCCAUGCUGGAGGAUGGAGAAGAUGUCAGGAGGUUACCCUGCAUGCAUCUCUUCCAUCAGGCGUGUGUGGAUCAGUGGCUGGCCACCAGCAGGAAGUGUCCCAUCUGCAGAGUGGACAUCCAAACACAGCUCAGCCCCGAGAGCUGAAACACAGCCGGCGAAAUAACACGCAUUAACAAAUAACUCACACACACACACACACACACACACACUGUAUAUUACCUACACACUUGUAUGAUGAGCCAUCCAACACACACUAAACAUACACUCACACGCUUUACUGAGCCAAUGACAAUAACUGACACUACACUCUCACACACACACACACACACGUAUGUGCUGGUAGAAACUAAAGGGUCUGUCGCGAGGAGUGAUUCUGUCCGUAGGGAAAUGGUGUGUGUCCGUAGCAUAUGUGUGUGUAUUUGUGCAAUUCCUUAAGCCAUGAACUUUACUAAAGACCCUCAGCUUGCAUACAACACACACACACACACACACACACACACACUUACACACUAAAUA